This is a messenger RNA of Paramormyrops kingsleyae, 3812 nucleotides long. RefSeq names its product cilia and flagella associated protein 251 (gene cfap251). Gene Ontology annotation, cellular component: sperm flagellum. Gene Ontology annotation, molecular function: protein binding. The record is from RefSeq and is a predicted model, not a curated record. NCBI's taxonomy places the organism in Eukaryota, Metazoa, Chordata, Actinopteri, Osteoglossiformes, Mormyridae.
AGCAAGUCUGAGCUGUGGAUUGCAAAAGAAGUUGAUACUGUUAUAGUAAUUUAAAAAAUAAACUGAGUGAAGAGGAAAAUUAAAUUUGGCAGCUCUUCCCAAACAGUCUGCUUUUAAAUCCUGGCACAAUUAGCUAGGAUCUAAAAGCAAAUAACACUGUUAAGUGAGGAAUGUACAGUAAAAUUCAUGGGGAUUAUUUAACAUCUUCAAGAUUUGUUAGACAAGUUUACAAAAUAAUAAUAACAUUAUAGACACACACACAAUCAGCAGGGGUGUGCUUUCACAUUUAAAAAUAAAACUCCUACAGCUUCAGGAACUUGUGACGUUUAUCACAAAAUCGAGAUCAUAACACCAUGGUUAGCCUUGGAGGUGAAGUUUAAAUUCGCCUUGUCUCUGUCCCACAAAGCCUUCUGCGCGUAUCUUAGCAACUGGAUGCUUUUCGCUAGACGGUAAAGGAAGCUGCCGUUUCGUUUGUCAGAGCCGCCCACUGGUCACAGUCGUCCGUCAGCACAGAGUGGAUCUGCCUAUGUCUGACACUGACGGAGUAGGGAGUACCUGCCCCUUCGGGGUAACUGAGGAUGGGGCAGGGGCAGCAAGCAAUGGGGCAGCAGAGGAUGAAGGGGGAAGAGAGACCUUUGCUGGCCCGGGUGAGGAUGGUGAGAUAGUGGCUGGGCGGCACAGGCUAGGUGACAUGCAGGAGCAGCAGGAGGCCUUGCCGGUCUACACAGCCACGCCCAGGACACUGUUUCCCCUUCAGGAGAGCAGGUCUCCCCACAAAACCCACCCUCUGACUCUGACGUGGGCUUUCGGCAUGAACAAGGCCCUGCCCGUUUUCAGCCUGCAGGACAAAGAGCGGCUGGUCACCUUCUAUGGCUGCGCCCAUGUGGCAGUGAUGUAUGAUCACACCUCCGCCUCCCAGCACCUUCUCCAGGGUCACUGCAGUCCAGUUUCCUGUCUGUGUGCCAGUGAAGACAGACGAUGGCUGGUGACAGCAGACAAGGGCCCGGACAGCUUGGUGAUAAUAUGGGACUCUUACUCGGGCAUUCCUGUGAGGACGCUGUUUGACAGCCAUCCUGAAGGUGGCAUUGCAGAGGUGGCUAUGUCAAGAGAUUCAAAGCUCCUGGUCACUGUUGGAGCCCGAGAGAUUCAGAGAGUUUGUAUCUGGGACUGGACAACCGAGACAGAAACCCCGCUCUGUGUUAAGGAAGUGGGUCCUGAAUACGGCCGUCAGCAACAUAUCCUCUUCCAUCCCACGGACAGCAAUCAACUCCUGAGUAACAGUGAGAGUCGGGUUUUAUUUCACACAAAGGAAGAGGGGCAUCUUGAGUUUUCGGCACCCAAAAUUUCGGAUAAGACCUUCAAAAAGGCGGUGGGCCCCUUCAGUCAGUCCAUCUUCCAUCCUGGGGGUGUGCAGGCCGUGACAGCCACACUGACGGGUAACGUGCUGGUGUGGGACACUCCCCACCGUGCGACCUCCCCGGGGUUGCCACCCAGGAAAGCCACCAAGCUCAUCCAGCUUGAGAUGCAUGGCAUCUCUGUGCUGACCCAGAUUGACAGUUUUAUUGUGACAGGCAAUGUCCAGGGCCAUGUCACCGUCUAUGAUGAGCACUUCAAGCAAGUUGAGCGGCUCAGCCAGUUUGGCCUGGGCCCUGUGGCGUCCAUCUCCUUCUCUAGGGAGGAGGACUGCUCAGGUGGGGGGCUUUCAGAACUCAGUUUGGAGUCCAAGCCAUUCAUACGGAGGUUUGUGCUGUCUACAGCCGACGCCAUAAUGUUGCACGUUGACCCGCAAGCCGGCCCGCCACACAUGCUGCUCAGGGGGCAUUCGGAGGCUCUACACGCUGUCGCCUGCCACCCGUGUCAGCCUGUCAUUGCCACCGGCAGCCGCUGCGGCCUCCUCAGGAUCUGGAACUACCAGCAGAAGGAGCUUCUCUACUGCAGGGUCGUCCAGGAGAAGAGGCAGAUACAGUGUCUGGCAUAUGAUGCUCAAGGUGUCUGUUUGGCCCUGGGCUUCACCUGUGGAGCGGUAGAAAUCCUGGACACCUCAGCUUCCCAGUAUGAUGAGAACCAUUUGUUAAAAUACAGCAGCCACUGCAUAAGCCAUGUGGCCUUCUCCUCGGACUCACAGUACCUGGCCACAGCGGACACAGGAAACACCGUGACGCUGAUCCGACUCCAUUCCGAGGAUGGACGGAAAGUAUGGCGAUACCUGGGCCGGCAUCGGUGCCACUACAAGCCCAUCCAGGACCUCCUGUUCGGGGUCCAGCUGGACAACAGCCAGCCCAGGCUGUUCUCCCUUGGGAUGGAUCGCAUGCUGGUGGAGUAUGACGUCCUGGGCAGCUGGGAGGAUGACCUACGGAUCUGCAGCGUCGAGCGCGUGGAGCAGGGCGCCGUGCCCACCUGCAUGGCCUGGUACCCACCGCUCACCUCAGAGCAUUUUCUGCUCACCGCCUCUGACCAUUUCAAGAUGAAGCUGUUCAACAGCACCACCAAAAUGUGCAGAAAGACACUUUUGGGUCCCACGUAUGGGUCUCCUGUUAAGAAGAUUGCCAGUCUGCCCGCGUCAGGAGGAGGAAACCAAAAGACCCACUAUCUGGUCUUCAUCAAUCAAGAUAAGGUGGGGCUUCAGAUUCUGCCCUUGGAUGGAAACCCCCACAAGUCCUUCGCCAUGCUCUGUCAUCCAACCGGCGCCUCCUCCUUCAGCUGCUCCUACGAUGGCAAAUAUAUCUUCACUGCAGGCGGAGUCGACUGCACCCUCCUCUCAUGGGAGACUAACCUAAAUGCCUUGGAGGCUGUGGCGUCUCUUGGAGGCCAGGGAAUUGAGCCUUUCUACGGGCUGUUGGAAGGAGGGAGAGAGGGGGAGUUCUACAAGGAAAUGGAGGAUUACUUCUAUCACUGUCAGCUGCGCAGUCAGGCCGUAGACACUAUGGAGCCCCGGCAGCUGUCCACAACAAUCCCUCUGGCAGAGGUGCCCUUCAUGAUGCGAGCUUUGGGCUUCUUUCCCACGGAGCAGGAGCUUGAGGACAUACACAAUGAAGUCAAGUUCAGCCGCUAUGCUGAGAUGGGGGAGUACGUGACGGAUGUGGACCUGGAGGAGUUCAUCAAGCUGUACGUCAACCACAGGCCAGCAUUUGAGGUUUACAUGCCUGAGAUGGAGCGCUUAUUCGAGCUCCUGGGCUGCCCGAAUGAAAAGGGAGAGCAGUACUUGAACAGGGAGGAACUUCUGGACCUUCUACAGGCAAGAGGGGAACACAUGACGGAAGAGGAACUGGCAGAGUCCUUCAUCACAUUACUGGGGUUAAAUGCAAGCGGAGGAUCUGACCUGGGAGAUGGUCAGGAUAUUGGUACAGAGGCCCUGGUGGAGCACACAGUCCCGGUCGAGAUCACAGAGGCCACGCUGAUAGGGGACAUCCUGGGCUUCAGCCACCCUCACAGUGAGCCUGUGUGCUCCAGAAGGGAGCAGCCGCUCACCGGGGCCCCGAUUUCACGGCCAGAGGUGUGAAUCGCUUGCCACCGGCUCGGCGGUGCCACCCCGCAGGGAUGUGAACUCGACUUCCGCAGGCCUGGCUGGAUUUGCCACAUUUGACACUGCGUUGACACCUCCAUGAUGAACUGUUCCGUACAACUGCCCUCCACUUUCAUCUUUUGCCUGUCAUCCUUUGUGCCUGUAUUAUUACAUUUUAUUUACACAUUUUAUUAUUUUUAAAAGUAUUUCCCCCCAAUAUUUUCAUUUUUCAUCCGAAGUACAUUUAGAAUAAUUCUACUUACUUACUUACUAAUGGGUUUUCUACCAACACAAAUAAAAUAAUUUAGUG